CUUACGUGUCUUGCAAGAAAACUGCCUGCGUUUAUUUGUUUGCCUAUUGUACCGCUCUCUGUCCUGGGGAGAUGGGAUCAAAUGAAGUAAAUACCCCUCAUGCAAGUUAAGGUUACCAACCUAACAUUUGUGUAUCACUACAUGUAGCCAGCGAUUAAUUUAUUGUAGAGCCAACUACUGCCUAUCAAUAAUAAUACCCCGAUCCAUCGCAUCCUAAUUAAACGGGAUUUUUUUUUUAAUACAUCAAUACCUACCGGUAGCUUACAGCCCCUAUUUACAGCUUUACUCUCACGAUGGAGCGUUACGAGUACGAGCCGUCGUACCCGAUUAGCCAUCCCGUCGACGAGAGAGUCAAGGACUUCAUAUCGCGGUUCUACGCCAUCUCCGACGACGCGUCCAAGGACGAGCAGUGGGUGGAUUGCUUCGCCUUCCGCGCCCACGUCAUUGUGGGGGAUAGGAGUGCGUCGGAUAUUAAGGGUACGUGAAGUUUUGAGAAACUACAUACCUAUCUACAUAAGGUACCUUGUGUAGGUAGGCACUUGAACUCGUAUCGAAAUGGAUAGUUAAGACAUACGUCUACCUACCUACCUCUAUUUAUCUAGUUGUUUGUAUUUCGAGGCGUAACGUGCGAGGUUACAUGCUUACUUACUCACUACUGGGCUACCUGUAAUAGGUAUCCGGGAUCUGCGCAAAGGCAUGUGGGAACAGGUGCUGGCGCGGAAGCACCGCCUGCUGAGGGUAUACCCGGUGACCUUCUACCCGGCGAGUGCGUACGCCGACGACCCCGCGCGCGCGCCCGCCGCCGAGUACAUGGUCGAAGGGGAGGUCUCGACGAUCGGGCGGAAGGAUCUCGAGUGCAAGGAGAUGUCGUGGGCGGCGCACGCGAUCCUGGUCGAGGAGCAGGGGCGGCUGAAAUACCGGGUCUACCAGGUCUAUCUGAACAAGAAGCACGGCACGUACGGCGACGACGACGAUCUGGGCGCGUCGCUGCGCGGUCGGCUGCGCGUGCUCGUGGGCAGAUGGCUGGGACCGUUUCUACUGCUCGCUGCGCUGGGUGUUUUAUAUAAGAUGUUCCUGGCUUAGGACCUUGAUCACGUCUACAUAUAUAAUGACUACCUAGGUACCUAACAUAGAUGAUUCUUCGGAUAUAUGUCUAGGUAUUACACAAUACAUUGAAUAGGAUUGCGCGGGUAUAGGAGCUACGUAAUCUAGUAACCUACAUGGUAGUUCAUGGUAGGAGGUUCCGUCUCAUCCGUUCUGUUGUACUGCUGGAUGCUAGGCGCUGGGAUGAUGCCAUAAUAUGAGUUUUGUUACGAUGGACGAUUUGAGUUUUUUUUUGUCGAAUUUGCUAAACCUACCUGUGCUGCACCCCUGGAGAUCUAAUCAUAAAUCGUACCUAAUGUAGUGUA
Molecule: messenger RNA, 1409 nt
Organism: Daldinia caldariorum
Lineage: Eukaryota; Fungi; Ascomycota; Sordariomycetes; Xylariales; Hypoxylaceae
Exons: 1
Coding region: 697-1083 (128 amino acids)
Source: RefSeq, a predicted model, not a curated record